Molecule: messenger RNA, 1317 nt
Organism: Cooperia oncophora
Lineage: Eukaryota; Metazoa; Nematoda; Chromadorea; Rhabditida; Trichostrongylidae
Source: the annotation of a GenBank genome assembly
AUGGAUGAGAUGACCACAGAGGAUAGCCUAGUUAAUCAUCCAACCCUGACCUUUGACGAAAACAUUUCAAACUAUAUGACAACGCUAUACUUGGAAUUUUGUUUCACAGACCUUGGUUCAACGUCACGAUCUCGAACCAAAGUGAUCGCAAUUGGCGUAGCACCGUGGGGCAUGCUCAAACGAAGGAAUCGCUUCAUCGGGACGGACGUUUCAGUACAUUACGCAACAAACCAGUUCAACAAAUCGCGACUGGCCGAAUUGAACGAUCGUCACUCUUAUUUUCUGUUUGCUGAUAAUGGAACCGUUGGCAGGUACGGUUCGGAAAUAAUCCUACGAAAACGACUCGAGACUUACUUGGCGCAACACAAAUCCUCAUCAGUUCCGGUCGUUUGUGUGGUGUUGGAGGGUGGAGCGUUCACAAUCAAGGUCGUUCACGACUAUAUCACAUCUACUCCACGGAUUCCUGUUGUGAUUUGUGACGGAAGCGGACGAGCGGCUGAUCUACUGGCUUUCACACAUCAUGCGAUUGGAGACGACGGAAAACUGACCGACUCAGUCCGCAACCAACUGAUGUCUUUGGUAGAGAUGGUAUUCAAUUACGAUGAGAAGAAUGCCGCUCGAAUCGUCCGUCAACUGAUCGACUGCGCCCGUCAGAGGAAUUUGAUGACUGUAUUCCGUCUCGGGGAACAGCGUCAGGAAGUCGACCAUGCAAUUCUCACUGCUCUAUUGAAAGGCCAAAACCUCAGUUCACCUGAACAACUGCAGUUGGCGUUGGCAUGGAAUCGUGCUGAUAUUGCUCGAUCGGAAAUUUUCACACUAGGGACGGAAUGGAGUACCCAAGAUCUUCACAACGCGAUGAUGGAAGCUUUAUGUCAUGACCGAACAGAUUUCGUUCAACUGUUGCUUGAAAACGGUGUUUCCAUGAAUAGAUUCCUGACCUAUGGUCGUCUGGAGCACCUCUAUAACACGGUACUACGUACCAACCGUUAUGUAUCGCCGUCAGAGAGCAAACUAUACCUUGUAGGACAAAGGGCCCCCUCAUACGCUCCGCUCCAAAAUGGGGAUCACGUCAAAGAAACAUCACAGAAUAAGGUUGACAGAGGUACGCUUCUCACUGAAUCUAUUCUUCCUCCCAGAAGAAAGGAGGAGAGCACUGUUGAAGACAAAACAAUUGUCGGCCAUGCUAUGGAGGAUCUGAUGGGCCACGCGUAUAAAUCGAAUUACACCAAGGACGACUUUAAAGCAAAAUAUUUCGUAUUUUCCAACCGAAGGCAGGUAAGAACAGUUAGUUUCCAAGAAGAGCAGUGUUCCCGAUGA